This is a messenger RNA of Chenopodium quinoa (quinoa), 844 nucleotides long. RefSeq lists its product as uncharacterized. Bases 362 to 844 code for a protein of 160 amino acids. The record is from RefSeq and is a predicted model, not a curated record. The transcript has 4 exons. NCBI's taxonomy places the organism in Eukaryota, Viridiplantae, Streptophyta, Magnoliopsida, Caryophyllales, Amaranthaceae.
UUAGGAUCAUGUAAAAACAAGUCUUAGGGUGAAAACAUGAAAACAAUUAAUCCCAGCCGUAGAUUAUAAUCUAGCGGAUGAUAUUUAAUGUAUAUAUAUCCUAAUUUUCUCUCUCCUCCCGCGAAAACACUUUCUCUUUCCUCUGUUAUUUUCUUCCUCCUCUUCCUUCUCUCUUCACUUUCUCUCUCCUAAUUUCUCGACAUUAGCGAACUCCUUCAGCAACACCGCUUCAAUUACCAUCAGCGAACUCCUUCAGCAACACCGCUUCAAUUACUUUGAUUUUUAGCAAUUUCUCAGCUCUACGAUCUAUUAUCAGGGUGCAACAAGGAUUUUCAUUCGAUUUGGAUUAGAUUUUAUUCCUAUGGUGAGAACUAGAGGUGGUGCUACUUUUAAAAAAAGGAGAGGCCUUCGUAGCUCAACAGGAGGAGUUAAAUUGAAAGAUACAGGAGCAUGUAUCAAUCUCGAUCAUGAAGAUGAAGAGCAUAUUGAUGGUGGAAGCAAAAUGAUCGAUGAUGAUACUAACAGAGAUAAAGAUGCUUGUAUUGAAAAAGGAUUGAAAAAGAAAGCUAUCACUAAGAAAAAGAAACCUUCUAACAUUGAGAAUGCUAUACCUUUGUCAACUGUGAUGGAAGGAAAGAAGGGGAAUGAGUCUUCUUCUUCACAUGUUAUUGUUUUGCCAGCUAAGAAGAGAAAGUUGGAUGAAAAUGAAGGUCUUAAAGUGAAGAAAGUGAAGGCAAAUAAGGAUAAGAACAUUGUGAUUCAUAGGCAAGAAUCUGCAAUCAUAGAUAGUGAUGUACAUAUGGUGCAACGAGGAUUUAAAACACGUUGCAGGCCAUUUCAUUAG